This is a messenger RNA of Aphanomyces astaci, 394 nucleotides long. RefSeq lists its product as hypothetical. The record is from RefSeq and is a predicted model, not a curated record. Lineage: Eukaryota; Oomycota; Saprolegniomycetes; Saprolegniales; Verrucalvaceae. The transcript is spliced from 3 exons. Bases 39 to 296 code for a protein of 85 amino acids. Gene Ontology annotation, cellular component: mitochondrion.
GGCUGGUUGUGUGGUGAAUUUGUGUUUCCUUCCGCAAUAUGGCCCACGGACAUCACGACCACAGCGACGAAGCUUCGACCAUCGCAUCGCGCCAAGCCUUGGCGGAUGCCCGGGUGCCGCUCUCGUACCGUGACCAGUGCGGGGGGAUUUUGAUCCCUUUGAACGACUGCCGCCGAGAAACCGCGUUUGCGCCGUGGAAGUGCCAAGACCUUCGACAUGCGUAUGAGAAGUGCCAAUAUGAUGAGUGGAAGAAGCGCUGCCAAAUCCUCAAGGAGAGCAAGAAGGCGGCGAAAUAAACGAAGCGUGUAAUCUAUCUACCAUUCAAGAUGGAUUUAUACAUCUGUACGCGUCCUUGUACAUGUUGAUUUCUGGCGACGUCAUUGAGCCUUCCACG